This is a messenger RNA of Bombus pyrosoma, 3049 nucleotides long. Its product is annotated as 1-acyl-sn-glycerol-3-phosphate acyltransferase gamma-like. Gene Ontology annotation, cellular component: endomembrane system. The record is from RefSeq and is a predicted model, not a curated record. Gene Ontology annotation, molecular function: 1-acylglycerol-3-phosphate O-acyltransferase activity. Bases 271 to 1428 code for a protein of 385 amino acids. The transcript is spliced from 7 exons. Lineage: Eukaryota; Metazoa; Arthropoda; Insecta; Hymenoptera; Apidae.
CAUUAGUUAGUGAUCAAGAACUGAUGUUUUAUUCAACCAAUCAGCGUUCUUUGAUCUCUUCUUUUAUGCGUGCGUGAAUAUCAUGUAAAUAAAGGCAUACAGAAGUUGAAGUUAUUCGGAAGUUAGUGUCUUCCAGCACUUUGCACGCGAUAAUUGUUUGACCCGAGAUUUUAGAAAUGGUUUAAGUUGGAUAUUAAAAUUAAAAAUCUUCAAGAGAUAUAUAUAUAUAUGUUUUAUCAUUACUGAACACAUGUAAAAAAAUUGUGGAAGAUGGGAUUGUUAUCAGUAUUGAAGCAAUCUAAUGUGAUUUAUGUUAUAUUUGGUAUAACUUUUCUUACAUCGGGCCUCAUCAUCAAUUUUUUCCAGUGUCUUUUGUACUUUGGUCUUAGACCUUUUUCCACAUAUCUUUAUCGCAAGAUUAACUACUAUCUCUGCUAUUCCUUAUAUAGUCAGUUAGCAUUUGUACCAGAAUGGUGGUCUGGAUUAGACAUUGUACUUUAUAUGAAUAUGGAUGAUGUGGAAAAAUUUAGAAAAAAUCAUAAAUAUAUAUUAAUGAACCACAGAUAUGAAAUAGAUUGGCUUUGUGGAUGGAUCAUAUGUGAACGUACUGGAGUACUUGGUAAUUGCAAAGCAUAUGUAAAAAAAUCAUUACAGUAUGUUCCAAUAUUAGGGUGGGCAUGGAGAUUUGCUGAAUAUGUAUUUAUGGAAAGAAAUUGGAAAAAAGAUAAAGAAGUAAUCACCUUUCAAAUUAAAGAGCUUGUAAAUUACCCAGAUAGUAUAUCGUUGCUUUUAUGUGCCGAGGGAACACGAUUUACAGCAGAAAAACUAGAAGCCAGUCAAAAAUUUGCCCAAAAAGCGAAUCUUCCAAUAUUAAAUUAUCACUUAACACCUCGAACGAAGGGUUUUGUAGCAAGUUUACCGCAUAUGCGGGGCAAAAUUUCUGACAUUUAUGACAUGCAACUGCAGUUUAAGUCAGAUGAUCCUGUAAAACCAACGUUAACAAACUUACUGCAGGGAAAACGGAUCACUGCGUACAUAUGUAUUUUCAGGAUACCGUUAGAAGAAGUGCCAGAAGACGAGAAAGGUGCUGAAGAAUGGUUACAUAAACAUUAUGAGAAAAAAGAUCGUAUGGCAGAAAGUUUUGAACAAACAGGUGAUUUCUUUGAACUUAGUGGGGUGCCCAAAUUAGAAAAGAUUACAUUAAAAAGAAGAUAUCAUUCACUUGUUAAUAUAAUUUUCUGGGCAGUGGUAGUGAAUGCACCAAUACUUUAUUAUUUGAUUAUUAUUCUCCUGUCUGGAUCGAUAAUUUAUUUCUCGAUAGGAGCGAGUAGUAUCUUCUUAAUUUAUUUACUUUUGCAAAGAAUGAUCGGAAUGUCCAAAAUAAGUAAGAGUUCAUCAUACGGAACUGAUGAUAAGAAAUUGAAGUAAGAUAGAAAUGGGAAAAUAAUAAAAGGAAUACAGUAUGAAAAAAUACAGAAUGAAUACAGAAAAAUUGACAUUGAAGUUAGAUGAGCGUUUGCAAAUUAUGUUCAUCUCGUGAUGUAUUCUACGAGACCAUUUAUGUAAAAAUCUAUAUGAAACAUGCACAGAAGCUUGUAAAAAUGUGAUAUGAGCUGUACAUUGUUGAUUGUACUUUUAGUUGCAUUGAUUGGUUGUAAUGAAUAACAAUUUUAGAAGUAGAUUAAUAUCUUGAAGAAUUAAUUUUUAUGUUCAAAAAUAUUUGAAUAUUUUAAAAAAAUUAGAAGUUUUUGUUGUAAUAAUUAAAUGAGGUUAAUUAUGUUCUUUUGUGCUAAUGUUUUAAUGUUAUAGAAUCUCAUUUUUUAAAUUAAAAGUUUAAUAAAGGGUUGAAAAUGUGAAAAGAAAAUAAUAUAAUGUAAAAGAGUUCUAUUCAACAAGAACGAGAGAAUCAAUUUAGGACAAACUUAAUUUCUAGGAUAUGAAAAUAGUUAUUUUAAAAAGAUAGAAAUUUUUAAGGUAAUGUCAUAAAAAAUUAAGUUUUUAAUAAUUACUUUAAACCUAUUUAUUAGGUUAAAAUGACAUAUUAUUUAUGCAAAUAGUUGUUUAACACUACUGCACAAAUAUUAAUUAAAGAUUAUGUAUGACAAUAUAGAUAUAUGAAUAUCAAUUAUUAACUAAAGAGAAGAGAAUUUUUUUAAAGUAUAUAUUUUACGUUAAUAAUUUUAUUUAAAUUUUUUUGAAUACAGAUAUACAUUGAUUAUAAGUAGGCAGUAAAUAUUUAUGCAGAUGUACAUAUAUAAUGUAUUAAGAUCUGUUAAAUACAUAAAAAAGAUAUGCAAAAUAAAAAGGUACUUUUUCUUAAAUCUCUAUUGACAAAACAAAUUUUGAUAUAUAUAUUCUGUUUCUGUAUCUAUUUUUUAUAAAAAUAUACAUUUGCAUGAAUAUCUGUAGUUUAUUUAUUAAUAUGGUGUUAUUGUACAUAUAUUCAGAUCUUAUAUUAUCAAUACUAAUACUUAAUGUCUUUUUCCAAUACUGGUUUUGAUUGAUUAAUUCCAGAAUUAAUUGCACAUUACUAAUCAAAAUUAGUUACUGAUGAAACAAGCGAGGAUGUUAAUAUAUUCGAAGUUUUGAAAUAGUAUUAUUAAUUUAAUCCUAUAUUUAACUUUACCUAAAACCAGAUAUUAAUGGCGAGGGUAUUUCGUUAAUAUUGAUAAUUUAAUGAUUAAUCAGAACGAGUAUUAAUUGGAAGAUUUUUAGGUAAUAGCAACAUUGUUACAUAGUUAUUAAUUAAAAAACAUGAAUAUUACAAAAAGUCCUUGAGAAAAUUAGCUUUGAUUAAAUGAGAAAAUUACUUUCGCAAAUUCUGGAAUUUGAAACUCUGUGACAUUUAUAAAAAUAUACAUUAUAUGUAAGUAUAUAUAUAUACACGCGCGCGCGCGUACACACACGUGUGUAUAUGCAUAUGUACCUUCUUAACAGUCUUCUCGCUAAUAACAUAUUUAAAUUUGCGUUUAAAUUUAGCUUCUACUCUUCAUUGACGGCUGUUGUUUUUUUUUUUUUUUUUAAGUAUACAGUAUUUACUUUUUCAAAU